ACUGCAAAUGCUGUUCAAUGCAAAUUUAUAUGCAACUCUUGUUUAUCAUACACAAUUUCUUUGUGCCAACUACGGCUUUUUGCCAAUUUAAUAAAACGGUUAGAAUAAUAAUUCCAAAAUUAAAAUACACAUUUCUUCCGACAGUUGUUGCAACCAACGAGCUAACGAAUUACCGGCUGAAGUUAUCCGGAAAAUAUGAACAUCACGCGUAUUCUUGGACAAAAUAAUAAAAUUUAUCAAAAGUUCGGCGAUUAUUGUAUUACAGAAACAGAACCUAAUCAGUGUUGUAUCAUUUGUUGCUUCUGUCAGCAGGAACAUUACAAUGAAAACGCUUUCUGGACGCAUAUACAAGAGAUGCAUGACUAUGUACCAGCACAACUUUGUGUGAUGCAUGAAAAAUCGCAAACAUCCAAUUUCAACGGUGAACAUAGUGAGAGUCGUUGCUCUAUGCGAGUUGGUCUGGACGAUGGUGCUGCUGAUUCAAAAAAAUUUAAAAUAAACUCAGCACAAGUGGCCAAUAAUGACGCACCAAUGUAUGUCGAAGCUGAGUACCUAGAAAAUGUGGUGCUAAAUGAUCCGAAUGGCCUUAUGGAGCUAACAGAUAUAACAAAUACAUUUUUCGAUUUCAAAGAUAAGCCAACAGAAACUCAACCCGUUGUAGAAAGUAAAACAAAUAUGCAGCAAAUUGACAAUAAUCAAUCAGAGAAGGAGCUUCAGUCCCAACACAUUAAUGGUAAGCUUGAAACCAACAUAGAUAUCGAUAAGCUUGCACCCAAGCAAUUGCUAGAGAAUGGCACACUACUGAAAAGCCUAUUUCAGCAAAUGCAACGCGCUAACGAUGAAUUCAAAUACAAGCUCAAUAAGCUAACACAGGCCGUACAAAUAAUUGAGACUGAAUUGAAGAAAGAACCUGGUAGUCGUAUGCUAAAGCGAUAUAUGAAAAUAAUACCAGAUCAGCCUUUUAACAGUCGCGAUGAAGUGCUCAUUUUGGAUGAUGAGCUGCACCACAGCAAAGAAAUGCGUGACGCACUUCACGAAGAAACACUUGCUAUAGCUACCGAGAAUGCUGAUGUAUUUUGUCGUGUACUUUGGCGUUUCAUUAUGACAGAUGAAGUAUCCAAUCAAUUUUGUUGGCGUGGUGUUUUAAACGCUGACAAAAUUAUUAAAUAUCCAAUUAAGGAUAUGACUAUGCUAGACGUCUUUCAAGGAGUUUUCCGCGAAAAGUUCCCAGAUCAAGCGCUCAACAUCUUCAAAGACCGUACUAUGACAUACUUCAAUAAAGCACAUGAGCGUUUGAAACGAAAACAAUUAAAUAAAACGGACGUGGAAAAUAAUGGCUGUGAUUUUUUGUGCACAAAGGAAACGUCAAAUGGACAAAGUGGCGAUUAUAAGCGGGCGCGUAACGAUCAAGAAAAUUCCGAUAGUGUGGAUUCAGUAUUUGAGGAAGUGUUUAGUGGGUGAAACUUAAUUUUUCAUAUUGAAAAGUGCAAAUUUGCUAAUAUUUUAGCGUUGUACAUAAUUUUCCUGGCGAAA
Molecule: messenger RNA, 1533 nt
Organism: Bactrocera oleae (olive fruit fly)
Lineage: Eukaryota; Metazoa; Arthropoda; Insecta; Diptera; Tephritidae
Source: RefSeq, a predicted model, not a curated record